GCCACACCAAGCGUUGACUGUUCUGAAUCCAAUUUUUAUGCCCAUAUAGUAUAUUUGUACUCCCUUUAAACCAAGUGGGCUAAUGACAUCUUUGUAAGAUUGUCGACUGAAGAGAGCGGGGGUAAGCGAAACCGAAUAUCUAACGAAUGUCGAACGUCAAACUAACUUUACCGAGGUGUGUAAUUCCAGGUGCGUAAGAGUGUCAUGGAUAAAGCGAAACUACCGCAGCUGAGAUCAGCGAUUGGGAAUGUCGGGGACGCGAUAGUCGUCAUGAGCCUCUGCACCGUCACCGGUGCCUUUAGGGUCUGUUUUUCAGCGUCGUUAUGGUUUCGUGUGGAAGAAUUUCUGGACGCAUAGGUGGGAGCGCGCCGUGUCUUCACACCGUACUGCACUUGUUUCUUUUCCAUAUAAAACGCACAGCGUAAACAUGGACACAUCGAAGGAAACCAGGAAACAAACAAUCAAAGCGAAAUCGGCUAACCGCAAGAAUAAGACGCACAAGUCUCAGAAGCUGUUCAGAAGGAAAUCGUUGAAAUCGUUGGGGAAUUUCAUGAGCAGGAUUGUCAAAACUUUGGGUACUUUGGCACAUUUCGGGGACGCGGACCAGCCGGACGCGGCGGAGGAUGAUGAUGGUGGGUUUGGAGACACUCGGAGUGCCCACAGCUCAGGGAAUUACAGAGAGAACUCGGCAUGGAAGACCUCUGCGCCUUCAUCUUCUCAUGGAUCUGUCAAAGAAAGACUGUCCUGUUGCUACGGCGAUAAAACUCCUGGAGUUCAGGGUCUGAAGAACCACGGAAACACCUGUUUCAUGAACGCCGUGGUCCAGUGCCUGAGUAACACUGAACUUCUGGCAGAGUAUCUGGGUCUGGAGCAGUUCAAAUGUGAAUUAAAUGAGGGGAGAAUCAACGGGAUGGUGAAGAGCGAGGAGGUUAGGGGUGAGGUGACGGAGAAGCUGGCAUCACUAGUGAGGGCGCUCUGGACGCUUGAUUACACGCCUCAGCUGUCGGUGGAUUUCAAGAGUGUUGUGUCCAAGUAUGGCUCUCAGUUCAAGGGGAAUGCUCAGCACGAUGCUCUGGAGUUUCUACUCUGGCUACUGGAUCGAGUGCAUGAGGAUGCCAACCUCUACACCAACAACAACCACAGCAGCAGAACCAAAUCCUCCAGCAAGGGUCUUGUGGGAGAUGAGGAGAGUUUUUGUUCUGGCCCAGCAAGCUCACAGCAGCCUGGAACCCGACACAGUUUUGUACAAGAGCACUUCCAAGCUCAAUACAGGUCAUCACUUACAUGCCCUCAUUGCCUUAAACAGAGCAACACCUUUGACCCUUUCCUGUGUAUUUCCCUACCAAUCCCACUACGACAGACCAGGGCCCUGAAUGUAACUCUGGUGUUUAACACUGAAGGGCAAUGCUUUCUGAGAGUAGGGUUGGCUUUGCCUCUCUUUGGGUCUAUCUCGACACUCAGGGCCAUAGUAGCAGAGGAGGGGAAGAUCUCUCCAGACCAGGUGAUUUUGACAGAUAUGAACUCAAAUGGAUUCCAACGUUCUUUCUCUGAUGAAGAUGAUAUGACGAGUAUCUCAGAGAGUGAUGUCAUCUACGCCUUUCAGGCCCCUCCCCUCUUCAUGAGAGGAGGCUCCAUGCGAUUCUCAGGGUUCCAUCACUCCCUCCCUUCCUCCCCAUACACAACAGGACCCGGAGGUCAGCGGUUACCACCCUCAGGGACAUUAUCAUCAGAAUUCCUGAAUCAGGGUGGCUCUUCAAGGAUCCUUCUUUUAUUCUGCAAUGUAGUAGGAUCUGGCCAACAAGCUACUAGGUUUGGUCCUCCCUUCCUGAUGAGAGUAGAAAGGACACUUUCUUGGGACCAACUGCAACAGUAUGUCUGCAGCAAACUUUACAUAUUUCAAAAAAACUUGAUUAUAAAGACAAGUGAACUGUUUAAGAUCCGUGUGGUGGGUGGGUCAGCAUCCUGCAGUUACCUGUCUCCUCAUGACAGCAGACCACUGUACCACCCAACCGUGGACAGGGCUCUUAAGUUUUGCGGUCCCGGUGGUCCUCUGCAUGUAAAGCUCGUCAUUGAAUGGGAGAACAGAAUCAAAGAAUGUCUCUUUGGUAACAUUCAAGAGGAGGUUAUUGAGGAUGCAGAGAGUGUUAGAAUCCAACAGCAGAAUCAUGUACAGCAGCACAGCUGCACACUGGAUGAGUGCUUUCAGCUCUAUACCAAAGAAGAGCAGUUAGCACCAGAUGAUGCUUGGAAGUGCCCCCACUGUAAGCAGAUGCAGCAGGGCAUGGUGAAGAUGAGCUUAUGGACCCUGCCUGACAUCCUGAUCCUGCAUCUAAAACGCUUUCGACAGGUGGGCAAACGGAGGAACAAGCUCUCUACCCUCAUUCGCUUUCCUGUUAGCGGUCUGGAUAUGACUCCCCAUGUGGUGAAACGCAGUCAGAGCAUGAAGAAUCUGGCCCCGUGCCCUCCCACAUGGAAACAUGGAGAUACUGACUUCCUUUACGAUCUGUAUGCAGUCUGUAACCACCACGGAGGCAUGCAUGGAGGCCAUUACACAGCUUAUUGUAGGAAUUCAGUGGAUGCCCAGUGGUACAGUUAUGAUGACAGCAGUGUGGAGCUGGUGCCUGAGGAGGAACUGUGCACGCGAGGGGCAUAUAUCUUGUUCUACCAGAGAAGAAAUGUCAUCCCACCCUGGUCCGCCAACAGCUCCAUCAUAGGUUCCACCAGCUCCUCCAUGUCAGACCACUGGCUCAUCCGUUUGAAUGGUGACAGUAAAAGGGGAAGUAUGGUAUCACGGUCUUCCACGACAUGCCCUUCUUACAUCCAAGACUCACCAGAGUCUCCUGUCUUCCAAAACGAACCCUUAAUGGAGGAGAGAGUGUCUUUAGGUGGGUUUGAAAGCAGACCUUUUGUGCGAGGCAUACAGGGACGUAGCGUAAGCAUGAGAACCCCCACCAAGACCAGAGUGAUGCCACUGCGAUGGUCCUUUGGAAACAAAGACCACCACAAACCUGCCCCAGCUCCAGUCCCUGCUCAAGCAGAGCUGGUUGAGUAUUUAGAGUCUGGCAGGAGGCCAAAAUGCACCAAAGACCCUAUUGUUUCCCUAAUGACUCCACCCUCGGAUAAAGAAGACAAUUCGAAAAAACCUGCUGCCAGAUCUUCAAGUCACAGCAGUCUUGAACAUCCAGAAUAUCACAAAAUACCACAGGGUCAAGAAAGGAACAGCUCAGAGAAGGCAACAGGUCAACUACCCAACAGCAACAGCAGACCAAGAGAAGAUGGUACUUUGACAAGAAGGAGCAACAGAAAAUCAAAACAGGAUCAUACACAGUCCAGAAAGAGCUCCAGUGCUGGAAUCCAAUCUAGCUCUAGUACUCAAAGUGGAUGGGACACUAUGCAAAGGGUUAGUAAACGAGAUCCAGGCGAGGAGGAAGACCAGCCAGAGGACAAACAGAGAAAGGGAUUUGAGACAAAGUGCCAUGAUAGUGUCUUUUCCUUUCUCAAAGGCGGCUUCAUGAGGAAAGACCCACUUCGGAGGUCUCGGGACAGCGAGUCUUUAAAAAAGGGUGAAGCAGGGAUGAAGAGCCCAUCUGGACAAUCUCUCUCCAAUGGGGCCCACGGUAGAACUUCAGAAGAUAAAGCCAACAGCAUUAACCAAAAUCGUAGCAGACACGGUGGUGAACUUGCGAAUGGCAAGGUGAGCCGCGGUUCAACAGACAUAAAACGCUCACAAAGUUCUUCCAAUAUUCCAAGCAAGGCUGAUUUAAGCUUGAGAAGAACGGCAUCUCUGCACAGAAAUGGCACAUCAGCGGCCCAGCCGCAAAGCUCGUACGGGGACAGGGGCUCUCAGAACACACUGCAACGCACACGCUACAGCACAAACUCGCUGGGCAGGAAGAAGACAGUGCCUGAAUCAAGCUUCUGAGACUUCAGUGCAUUACACCCAAAUAAUGAAACAGUAGCACAGUGACAAAUCUAAAAAUCAAAGAAGUGCAAAAGGAUUAUGGUAAAAAUGUGACAUGAAAGCUUUGAAAGGGUUGCCAAACGAGGCAGCAUGCAAACUAUGAAGUUGCACAUACAUUUGGAACUGAUGGAUGAUAUUUUUGCUCACUUGUGAAAAAACAAAAAAAAAAUCUUUAAAGUUAUUGUUUCUGCUUAAAUGAAGUGCCUCUGAACCAGAGCAAUUGUUCAGAUUGUGUAUUUUUGAUUGUGUUUUGGCAAUGGAAGGACGUGUAUUGACACUUCACUUGCUUUUUAGAACCAUGCUAAGAGGAAGAUAAAUAUUUACCAUUUGCCUCAUAGAUUUUAUUUUCUUGUGCCAAAAUUUUUAAUUAUUACCUGUUAUACAUGAAGGGAAUUGCUAUAUAUAACUUUCUGCAUCACCUCUUGUGAAUGUGCAGAUUGUACAGAUUGGCUGCUAAACUCUCACAGGUUUUCAUGACGUUUAACAAAGAUAUCAGCUCUUGCACUUUCAGUGAAUGUCUUGCACCACAGUCCACACACUUGGAACUAUCUACUUUGUGUUUUAUAAAGUCAAAUUUGACAGAGUUUAGAGCUUACUUUUACAAAAGCAAACAAAUAUCAAUUCAGUAUAAGGAUUAAGACUUUCGCAAAUAAUUUAAAGACAAAAGCAACUGAUACAAAUGGCCAAAACACAUCUGGGAAUUUCAAAGCAUUUAAUCUGUUGUUGCAACUUUCCUUCAGUUAGAAAGUAGCAAUUGAGGUAAUAUAAUUAUGGUGCGACACCAGUUAAGGUAAUUAAGGUAAUAUUUGACAAAAUUAUCUUAAGACACUGGAAACUAUAAUGUGCUUUAGGUGAGAUUUGGAUAUAUGCAUAUGAUAUGGACAUGUUGCGUAUACAUUUUAGAAAUUUAGUAAUAGAUUGCCACUUCUGAAAAACAGUAAUUACUAAACCCCUAACUGAUCUCAUAUUACCAACAGUUUAAUCCAUUACCUAACCACCAAGACCUUGUGAAAGUGCAGUAAUAAGGACUUGUUGAUGUUAAGGGAUAGUUCACAUAAUUUCGUCACCCUCAUGAUGUUCCAAGCCAGUAUUAUUUUUUUGUUGUUGUUUUUACUGUGGAGCGCUAAAGUGGAGGUGUAAUGCUAGCCCCAGUUACCAUUUACUUUCAUUGCAUGGAAAAAAGAUGCAAUGAAAGUGAAUGGUGUCUAAAGCUAACAUUUUGCCAAACAUCUCCUUUUGUGUUUCACGGGUGAAAGAAAGAUUUAGAACAGCAUGUGGGUGAGUAAAUGAUGACACAGUUUUCAUUUUUGGGUGAAAUAUCCCUUUAAUCCAGUUCAUCUGAUAAUUACUGUUCAAAUAAUGUGGAGGUCAAGUAAUAGCGAUGACUGCUGAAUGAGGAAAAGCUAACUUAGUGUAACCAGUAAACUGACCUUAUAUGAUAGGCAUCCAUGUCACAGAUCGGCCAUAAUUGCUUAGAAAUCCUGUGCAGUCACAAAAUGUCACCAUAGUGUUUUGCAUCGUCUCCCUCCGUUGACUAUUUGGACUAAUUGGAUGGACUUUAAAUGGACUAAUUGGAUCCGUAUGUCCAUUAUUUUGAUAAACUUGACAAGAAUAACAAGUAUUCCCAUGUGUCAUUAUGUAGAAGCCUUUAAAUAGUAUGAAUGCAGCUCUUUUAAGACAACUUGUUUACUGCAAAUCUCAUCCUCUUGCUGAAUAUUACAAUUAACAUGCAUCACUCAUUACAAUUUUAAAUCGCUUCACUUCCUUUAGUGUUCCAGGGAACAAUGACUUUGAUCUAACUUAUCCUGAAGGUUCAUUCCUACAGUUUUGUCCUGCAGUUUUGAGGAAAUUAUAAAUCAAGCCCAGCAAAUAUUAUCAACAGGUUUCUUGUUUUAAAAUAGUCUGAAAAAAUCUCAUCCAACCCUUAAAUGUCCUCUAACAGUAAUUUAUUAAAUAUUUGUAUAUUGCACAUAUGCACUAGCUCCUCAAAUGCAGAUAUACUAUUUGCUUUCCUCUUUGCAAUCUAUAUUUCUCGAAAAUUAUGCAGGAAAGUUGGAAUUGCACUUGUAGAACACUGCUAAAUGAUUGUGGGAAAUUUACAGAUACACUGUUUCUGUAUCACUCAGUUUACAGAAGUUCUUUUUGUAGGUUUGAAUAAGAACAGAUAUGAAGUAAAUUCUUGUUUGUUUGUUUGUUUGUGUCUGUUCAAACACUUUGUCCCUAGAUCUGCCUAGAUGUCAGAAUGCAUAAAGAAGAAAAAAAAAUCCUUUAUAUUUCAUUUGUUUUGUGUUCUUUACAGUUUUCAUGAGACUAUCGAGACAGUUAGAAUGACAUUAUCGAGACAAGGUUUCCAAAAGCUGUAAGAUUCACUGUGCUUACGUGCAUUGCAAUCAAACAGAAAUUGUUUUCAGAUGGUUUAGACAGUUUUUCACUGAAAUGCCUGUGUACAAAACAAACUGUUAUUUUUUUCUUCAACUAAUCAUUCCUGUUAUUCUGUUGUGUUAGUCAAAGGUAAAGAGAAGCAAUUAUACUGCAUUCAACAGGAUUUGUCUAGACACAAAGUUCUGUUCUCCAAGGGCAUUUCUUUCUCUCUCUCUCUCUCUCUCUCUCUCUCUCUGUCUCUCUCUCCCCCCCCCCCCCCA
Molecule: messenger RNA, 6603 nt
Organism: Myxocyprinus asiaticus (Chinese sucker)
Lineage: Eukaryota; Metazoa; Chordata; Actinopteri; Cypriniformes; Catostomidae
Product: ubiquitin carboxyl-terminal hydrolase 43-like
Exons: 15
Coding region: 428-3922 (1164 amino acids)
Biological process (GO): protein deubiquitination
Molecular function (GO): cysteine-type deubiquitinase activity
Source: RefSeq, a predicted model, not a curated record